AUGCAUUAUCAAGAUCAUCUGACCAAGUUUGCUAUAUUGCGAGCACUUACAUCAAAGCACGCAUCAGAAGUCGCCUAUCAGCUACUAGAUAUAUUUUUACUUUUUGGUGUCCCACAUAUCCUGCAGUCGGAUAACGGACGUGAAUUUACGGCCAAUAUUAUAAAAGAGCUGAAAGACAUGUGGGCAGAUUGUACAAUAGUUCAUGGAAAACCUCGACAUCCUCAGUCACAAGGAAGUGUUGAAAGAGGAAAUGCAGAUAUCAAAGACAUGCUGGUUAUCUGGAUGAGAGAGAACAACAGCAAAAAGUGGAAUAUAGGGUUGAAAUUUGUUCAGUUUGAAAAAAACAACAGUCAUCAUUCUGGUAAAAACAGAUCACCAUACAAGGCAAUGUUUGGCUGUGAUGCUAAGAUAGGUCUAUCAUCAUCAUCACUACCUCAAGAGAUUCUUGGUUCUUUGCAGACCGAGGAAGAUCUGAUUCAGCAUUUUCAAAGCUCUGAUAAGCCAGAUGAAAUAAGCAAUGAAAGGCCAAAUGAGUUAAGCUCUGAUAAUCUAAACCAACAUGACGAGGAAAGUCAGCUAAAUGCACCAUCAAAUCAAUCUAAAACUCAGGAAACAGAAUUAGAUGUUCAUGUGUGUGCCGUGUGUGAAAAUCUAUGUUUUUCGAAUAUUCAGUGUUCUACUUGUGCACAGUACAUACAUGAGCUGUGUUCAAAGGGAAGCAUAUCUGAUACUAUCACUUGUCACCUGUGUCUAAACGAAGAGGUCAUCAGAAAUGAGAGAAGGCAUGCAUCAGAAUCAAUGACAAAACAAGCUGUCAGGAUGAGAAAUCUAUCAGAAAGAGUUUUAACAGAGGUGGAUAUUGGAGCAAAUGUGUUGGUUGCAAUUCCCCAUGUUGAUCGAGGGAAAGGAGACCCACGUAACCUUAUGGCUGUUGUUACUGGAAAGGAAGAGCAUGGUUAUAAACUUGGAAUUAAAGAUGGAAUAUUACGUGGACUUUACACCAGGAAUCAGUUUGAACUAUCUGACAGUAAUUUUAUAUCUAUUCAUUGUGUAAAUUAUGAUAAUGAAAUAUCCUUUAGAAAAGCUGUCAGUAAAGUUUCUUUGUGUGAUGGUCAGGGUUACACAAAAUGUGGCUGUAGUGCUAGUGGUAAGACUAGAUGUAACACUAAACGUUGCCUUUGCAAAAAGUCAGGACAAAUGUGUAACAGUCGCUGUCAUCCAAACAUUACAUGCAGCAACAAAUACUUGUCAUCUUCAGUGUUUAUGUAA
This is a messenger RNA of Mytilus trossulus (common blue mussel), 1269 nucleotides long. Its product is annotated as SCAN domain-containing protein 3-like. Gene Ontology annotation, biological process: DNA integration. Gene Ontology annotation, molecular function: nucleic acid binding. The coding region runs from base 1 to 1269 and encodes 422 amino acids. NCBI's taxonomy places the organism in Eukaryota, Metazoa, Mollusca, Bivalvia, Mytilida, Mytilidae. The record is from RefSeq and is a predicted model, not a curated record. The transcript has a single exon.